CCCCUGUCGGCUCGUCGCAAUGGAUCCAGACUGAGCGCGAUCAGGCUGCCGAGUUUGUCGAUAUGGAGGUCGAGGAGUUCGGCUACGCUGCCCAGAAUGAGAUGGAAUGGCUGAACGAGCACAUGGCCGAGAUUUUCAGCAGCAACCCUACUCCUGGAAAGUUGCGAGGCAAGACUCCUCGCACAGUGCGUAAAACCGCUGCUCGCGCUCCUCUGACGGAUCUUUUUGCACCCAAUCCUCAAUCAACCUUUAGUCCAGCACCCAAGAACGAAUUUUACGCGAAGGUUGCUCAGUUCCAGAUUGCUCAGGAUGGUGAACAAGAGCGCCCUCGCUCGGGUACUUCUAGAAGGAGUCCUUUGCGUGUAGGCAAAGAGAACACGGAUUCUGGAUACCACGGUUUGACUGAGGAUGAGAUGGACGUUGAUUCCCAACAAUCCAUGCUCAAGAACAGCCACGCACAAGCUCCCGAUCUCGAACCUUUGCAAGAGCACGUCACAAACGACCCUGUUGUUAACGACACAGCAUCUUUUGUUUCGGCAAACGAAGACGCCGAGAACGUCAACGAGGACCCUGCAGACGACGAUGACCAGGCCACCGUGCUCGACCCCGAGUCCAGCAGUCGACCUGUUACACAAGAUUCGAACGCGCCAUUUGCUGAUGACAACUGGCAGGCUGAGCAAGGCCAGAACGAAAAUGAAACGGCAGAUGAGGAAGAGCUGGAAGAGGAAGAGGAAGAGGAAGAUGAGAACGCUAAAUCGCCAUCCGACACCUCAACGCCUGACAAGCCAUUGACGCGUAAGAGCAGUCUCACUUUCGCUGCCCUGCCUGCUCGUGAGCCACUGACUGCUAAGCGAAGCAUUGGUCCAAGAGGCAGCCAUAUGGAAGCGUUCGGUGGUGCUCGCACAAGUGCCUUGGGUAAGAGCUUUGGCAUUCCGCAACAAACAAACUCUCAGCCAGCAGAAGAUGCAGACGAACACAACAAGACAUCAACUCAAAGGCUGCACGAGCGCAUAACCUUGCUCGGCCAGCAAAAGGAGCCUCGCACAUCCAAGUCUAUUCACAUGCCUGCGUACCCUUCUCUGCCAGCUCAUGAACACAGAUCCACCUCCGGACCAUCGCAAGAAAACGUGCAAGGCGAUACACAACCGCUUGUCGACGACGAUGAUGAUUGGAUUGCACCCAUCCGCACCAGCUCUCGCGCUGCUAGUGGCGUUGACACUCAGAAGCUGAAUGACCAAGUAUCUGAUCCUGUCUCGGUUGAAGAAGCGCAACCAGCCUUCACCGGAAUUCCCAGGCCUGCAUUGCGCGAAUCGCCAUCCAAAUACUUUAUGGGACACCACAAGUCCAACUCGACAGCCACUCUCGCUUCUCCUACAAAGGUUGCAACUGCUCCUCAACACGCUCAUCACCAGAAGAACACAUCCGUUUCAAACCCCAACUUCCCACCUGGCAGUGGCGCGACAACUCCUGUUGCUAAUUCCAUCGCUUCUCCAACAAAGCAAAAGUUCGCCGAAGCACCAAUCAGCGCAUCCAAGGCCAAGCUCUAUUCUGUCUUCAAAUCGGCCAAGGGCAUGUUCGGUAGUAGCGCUGCAGCCAGCGCCCAAGCGAAGAUGAACUCACUUUCCUCUCCUCACCAACCGCUCUCUGCGGCGACAUUUGAACGUCCGGACCCAGACAUGUCGAGAAUGCCUGGCGGUCUCUACCCGGAUCUCGGUCAGAACAGGCCAGCAACCGCUUUUGCUGCAACGGAUGGAAGCAGACGUACUCGCAGCUCAACUGAGCAUGCCCGUAAGAAGGAAAAAGAGUCUAAGGAAGAGCAGAAUGCUAUGGAUGAUCUGGAAAAGGUUAGGCAACAGGAGAGACAGAAGGCUCACGAGAAGGCAGAGAAAGACAAGGCUGCUGAAGCUGCACGAGUUGAAAAUGAGAGGCUCGCAGCGGCCAGUCGUCCUGGUGCCGCCUCACAGCAAUCAUGGAGAUCUACUGCAGAUGAAGCAAGCGACGUUGAUGAAGCAGGUCCUCCAGUACCUCCUAAGACUGGUGUUCCAGCUGGAAAGUUGAGGGCGCCCGGCAGGCUGGCUAAGCCAUCGAGAUUGGGUAGCAUUCAGCCAAAGCCUGCUCCAGUCAACAUCAAGGUAGCAUCAGGUUCGCAGAGACUUGGUUCCACGCAGCCUGGAGCCUCUUCUCAAGAUGCCAAUCCUGCGCCGGCCACGACUCGUCAACAAGCAACUCGCUCUGGCAGUGCACAGCCUCCUGCGUUAUCUAAGUCCGUCGGUGCUGGUGCCGGCUCGGUCCGUAGCGUGAAAGCUCUCGAAGCUGCUGCUAGAAAGAAGGAACAAGACGAGAAGGUGGCUCAGAAGAAGGCCGAACAGAAACGCGAGAUUGAGCGCAAGCGAGCUGCCAAGGCUGAAGAAGAACGUAAAGCAGAACAGGAACAGGCCAGAAAUGCAGCACAAAAACAGGCAGAGCAGAGAAAGGUCGAGCAACAGAGACAGUUGGCUUUGCAACAGAAAAAGAGUGCUGAAUUGGCUGCAACUCUAGAGCAAGAGAAGUUGGAUAGACAGCAAGCACAGUCUACACUACCCCGUGGCGACAUCGGCGGUACAUUGAGACAGCUAUCCAAGCAAGACCGACCCGCACCUCAAGCCAACACCGCAAAGCCUGCCAAACGACCUCUUCAGCAGGAGGUUGAAGAAUCAUCACAGCGCCCUACCAUGGGCAGAGCACCAGCAUCAUACCAGCAGCAAGGGGACAAGCGACGCAAGACUCUGGAAGGUGAUGACGAUGAAGUCGACAGGCCAUCAGACAACGCAUUGACAGCUCCUCCCAAGAGGCCUUCAAACAUGCGCAAGGAGUCAACACUCAACAAGUUCCCACAUGGCUACACUCACGCACCGCCUCCGGCUGCUCACCACUCUCAGAACAUGUUCAAGGCGACAGUCACAGCACAGCAUCAUGCACAGCACGCCAAAGCAGGCAUGCAUCCUAACGAUAUGAUGAAGUUGUCGACCGCGCGUAUUCCCUUUGCGGAGAACUCGAAUCCUCCUGGAGCAUCGUCAAGCAAGGCAGCACCUCCGUCAGCGUUCAAAACUCCUGGACGGCCGGCAGCCCAAGUCGUUUCUAAGAAAUCAGUGCCUAAGUCUGCCAAAUCAUCACCUCUGUACCCCAAUGGAGAUAACAUCAAUCUUCCUGAGAUCGCUACAGACAGUGAAGAUGAGGAUUCGGACGAUGACCAGACUGGUGGAUUCCGAGCACCUUCUUGGGUUGCAUCGCCAGCUCUCCGUGAUCUGCUCACACAACAACAGCUUGUGGAUCCUGAGAGUAUCUUCGGACCCAUUGCACCGCUUCAAAUGGAAGAGGUGUUCCGCAACAGUAAGAACCCUGAACGAUUGAAANAGUUCCGCGAACGUGGAUCUUCUGCUCGCUGGGUCGACACAGGAGAUGCAGUCACGAAAGAGGAAAAGGUCAAGGACCGCGAGAUGCGUGCACGAGUUGUCAAGGAAGGUGGAUGGAGAUUUGGACAGGAUGCU
Aureobasidium musti is the source of this 3527-nucleotide messenger RNA. The record is from the annotation of a GenBank genome assembly. Lineage: Eukaryota; Fungi; Ascomycota; Dothideomycetes; Dothideales; Saccotheciaceae.